Anoplopoma fimbria (sablefish) is the source of this 2791-nucleotide messenger RNA. RefSeq names its product actin related protein 5 (gene actr5). Gene Ontology annotation, biological process: regulation of DNA-templated transcription. Gene Ontology annotation, cellular component: Ino80 complex; cytoplasm. NCBI's taxonomy places the organism in Eukaryota, Metazoa, Chordata, Actinopteri, Perciformes, Anoplopomatidae. The record is from RefSeq and is a predicted model, not a curated record.
UGUGCUAAAGGAGAGCUGAAGAUAAGAUAAGAUAAGGAACCAAAAGUCUGCGGCCCGAGUUCCCCGUCGGCUGUAUUUUGCAGUGACGCACUUCCAAAAUGGCUGCCAAAAAGGAGCCGGUGUACCAGAUCUUCUCCUUUCAGGACUGUAGAACCUCCCCCGACCCGACGUGUGAGGUCCCCGCCCGGUCGGGGCCCCCGCCGGCCCCUCUGGUGAUCGAUAACGGGUCCUUCCAGACCCGGGCCGGCUGGGCGGCCCCGGGUCCGGGUCCGGGUCCGGGUCCGGGUCUGGACGCUCCCCGGCUGCUCUUCAGGUCUCUGGCGGCCCGCAGCAGAGGCGCGGCCCGCAGCGACACGCAGAUCGGGAACGACAUCCCGAACCUGGAGCCGCUGCGGUGGCUCCUCAAGAGCCAGUUCGACCGGAACGUGGUGGUCAACUUCGAGAUCCAGGAGCUGAUGCUGGACCACGUGUUCACUCACCUGGGCAUCGGCUCAGAGGGCGGUGUGGAACAUCCCAUUGUGCUGACAGAGGCGCCCUGCAACCCGCUGCACUGUCGGCAGAUGAUGUCAGAGUUGCUGUUUGAGUGCUACCGCGUUCCGCACGUCUCCUACGGCGUUGACAGUCUGUACAGUUUCUACCACAAUAACACUCAAAGGAACCUCCAGCCACCACACACCGGCCUCGUUCUGUCCUCAGGAUACCACUGCUCUCACAUCCUGCCAGUCAUCAACGGCAGGUUCGAUGCGGUGAACUGUAAGCGUGUGAACGUGGCUGGGAGUCAGGCAGCAUCCUACCUGCAGCGCCUCCUCCAGCUGAAAUACCCAGGUCACCUCGCCGCCGUCACACUGAGCCGCGUGGAGGAACUGCUGCAUGAACACAGUUACACUGCUGUGGAUUACCAUGAAGAGCUUGAAAAGUGGCGCAGCCCAGAGUUUUAUGAGCGGGAGGUUCACCGUAUGCAGCUUCCCUUCUCGUGUAAGGUGCCGGGCGGCUCUGUGAGUGUGGAGGAGAGGCAGGAGAGACGAGCUCAGCAGCUUCGACGGCUUCAGGAGAUCAACGCCCGUCGCCGGGAGGAGAAGCUGCUGCAGGACCAAGAGAGGCUGGACAGACUUCUGGCAGUACAGGAACUGCUGGAGGACGGCCUGUUGGAUCAGUUCCAUAAGAGCCUGGUGGAGCUAAACAUGGACUCGGCCGAGGAGCUGCAGUCGUACAUCAACAAGCUGCAUCUGGCUGUGGAGCAGGGCAGACAGAAACUGUUGCAUAGCGACGGAGCGGAGGGAAAGACUGAGGUGUCUGAGCUGGAGCAGCCGAUGGACGAGGGAGAUGGAGCGGUGCUGAUGGAUCCUGACUUCCCUGAGGACACGCUGCCAGAAAAACCUGCUAAUGUGGUUCAGCCCGUGUUCAACAUGGCGGAGUACCACCAGUUGUUUGUAGGGACGGAGCGUCUGCGGUGUCCAGAGAUCCUGUUCCAGCCCUCGCCAACCGGAGAGGACCAGAUGGGGCUGAUGGAGACGUUACAGUAUGUCCUUGCCAGGUACACACCAGAGCAGCAGGAGGCGCUGGUGAGCAAUGUGUUUCUGACAGGAGGGAACAUGCAGUACCCCGGUAUGAAGGAGAGAGUGGAGCGAGAGCUGCUGGCUAUGAGGCCCUUCCAGUCACACUUCAAGGUGACAAUGGCGUCGCAGCCGGCCCUGGACGCCUGGUACGGGGCGAGAGCCUGGGCCUUGCAGCAUCCACCUGGUGGAGAGGGAGGAGCAGCAGAGGGAUGGAUCAGCAGACAGGAGUACGAGGAGAAAGGCGGCGAGUACCUGAGCGAGCACUGUUCUUCUAACAUCUUUGUUCCCAUGAAAAUCACAAAAUCAGUUCCUGCUCGCCCCUCCGAGCCCUCUGUUACCACACUGACAUCUAACGGAGCUUCUGCUGCUGUCACCACGGUUACGCCUGCCCUGACUCCUUCCUGUUCUACUGUUGCUGCUGAUGUUUCUUUGGUUACUUCCUAAAUUGGGAUCACUGUUAUCGUGUUUCUCUGAUGUUUAAUGUGUUCCGGAAAUUCUUUUUGAAUGAAUGUGUUUUUACUUUUUUGGUGCACACACUUUCAUUCAGUUUGACUUGUCUUCUACAUUUCUUUGUGACUUGUAAUGUUUUACCUUUUAACAAACCCCAAAGAGCAGGUGUGAAAAGGUAAAGAAGACUUUGCUCUUUGAUUAUUGUUGUGGAUUCAGAUCGGUGGUCCUGCCCAAACAUGAUUGGAACUGCAAUUAAUGAGUUGUGUCUGCUAUCAGGAUUUUCUCUGUGGUAAUUUAAAGAAACACCACAAAACCAAAACAUCAGCUUAGAAAUAUAAGUUGCAUUAGCUGUAGCUUUUUUUUUUUUUUUUUUUUUUUUUUAACAAUAUUAAGACACAAUCUUUUUCUUUUUGUACCAACAAAGUCACCAUUCGGUAAUGGGAAUAGGCUUCCUGUCUGUUCUCAAUCUUCAUUUAUUUGUUUUUGGUCUCCUGUGACUUUUGUAACUUCUGACUGGAACUGUUUUGGAAAUACAGCUUUGUUUUAUUUCCAUGAUGCUUGAGAAACCAUAAGUGACCAUUCAUAUUGAAUGGUCAUCAAAUGAAUGAUCUUAAAAGGUCCAGGGGGAAUAUUUCCUAUACUAUGUAAACAGAAUUGGUUGUUUUUAAGAAAAUAUAUUUUCAUGUCAUGAAAAGUCUUAUAUUUUUCAGUCUCCCUUCUUCAGUCUUGUUGUUGUUUGUUGCAACUCACUUUAAAGCCAAUAAAAGGAUGAGUUUACUGAAAUC